Molecule: messenger RNA, 1988 nt
Organism: Scatophagus argus
Lineage: Eukaryota; Metazoa; Chordata; Actinopteri; Scatophagidae
Gene: rgs20
Product: regulator of G protein signaling 20
Exons: 5
Coding region: 275-937 (220 amino acids)
Source: RefSeq, a predicted model, not a curated record
UCUUAUACUUUCCCCUCUUGCUCUUCUUUAUUUCAAGCUUCAUCCCCUCCUUUACCUGUCGUGUCUACUAGGCAGGGUAAAGGACCUGCACUGUAAAACCUGUGCAGUACUGUCGGGGUUCAUGCUCUGCGCUGGGCUACUACGAGUUGGAGAGAAGACGCAUGCGUACUGACUUGGAGCAGCCGGUCGGGGGAAAAAAAAGCCUUAUGUGCCAUCGGAUGUAAUCAAGGCAAAGAAUUACCUCUUCUCGCUGUGCAUACAUGGUGAAAUUCCCAUGGGAUCAGAGCGGAUGGAGAUGCGAAAGAGGCAGAUGUCGGUGCAGCAGGAGUCGGCAGCGGGGGGAACUGCACCGGCCCAGCAGGGCCAGCCGGGCCAGGCCAACCCACGGGGCUCAAAUGCAUGUUGCUUCUGCUGGUGCUGCUGCUGUAGCUGUUCCUGGAACGAAGAUCGGGAUGAGAGGAGCCGAAAGGCUUCUUAUGACAUCAAGGAGGGGCCCGCAGACUGUGAAGACUGUCCUAAGCCCACACUGGAGGAGGUGCGCUCCUGGGGGCAGUCAUUUGACAAGCUGAUGUGCUGUCCGGCGGGGAGAAACUCCUUCCGACAGUUUCUUCGCACUGAGUUCAGCGAGGAGAACAUGCUGUUUUGGCUAGCCUGUGAUGAGUUCAGGAAAGAGACCAAUAAGAGUGUGAUAGAGGAGAAGGCUCGGGUCAUCUACGAGGACUACAUCUCCAUCCUCUCACCUAAAGAGGUGAGCCUCGACUCUCGUGUGCGUGAAACGAUCAACAGGAACAUGCAGGAGCCCACCUUGCACACGUUUGAUGAUGCCCAGCUGCAGAUCUACACAUUAAUGCAAAGAGACUCGUAUCCCCGCUACAUGAACUCCCCAGCCUACAAAAACCUGCUCAACACUCUGUCAGAGCAGUCCCCCGAAUCUUAGGGUGGUGAUGACCUGUGAUCUUUUAACUGUCUUUAUCCCCCCUCCCACACCCCUCACACCCCCACCCCUCAUCCUUAAGCCCUUUUUUAAAUUUUUGUUUCGUAUUUUCAGUGUAGGAUUACAUGAACCGGGCCUCGGGCCUGGCCCCUCCCAGGGAUCUCAGCGCUAUUGUGAUCUGCACCUGACCGAAGACACUCAGGUCUCAAAAUCUCCCGAGGGCUCGACAUCACAAGUACUGCUACAGAUCAACAUAGCAACACACUCCAAAGGAAUAUGAAUACAUUUUGUUUCCGUUUUCUUUCUUUUGAUAGAAAUAAUCUAUUUUAUUUGUGUUCAGAGUUUUUUAUGGUCUGUUGUUUUUUGUAUGAUUGUUUAGGGGGAAAUGAUUCCUACUGUAGACUAUAUAUUUAUGAGUUUGUACAUAGUAAAAAUGGAAUUGUGGGUAUUUUAUGUAGAAAACGCCUGGUUCUAUUUACUGCGUAUGAAAAUCAAAGCUCAAGUCAAAGGCUACAUGUUAGCUCAACUUGCAGGCAGCUUUGUGGGGUACUGUAUGACUUUACGUUAUUGGUUUCACCCUGUUUUGUUACCUAACCUCACACUUUAGUACCUGUGACAGUGACUUGGCAACUCCAGUUCAUGCAGAAACUGUGUGUGAUUGAAACAGCUAUAAAUGUGGUUAUCAGUGAAGUAACAGAAAGUGACAAUGGCUCUUUUCACAGUGUGUUUCCUUAAGAAACUUAAAUCAAUCAUGGAAGGGUACUAUAACUUUUUUUACUCAAUCUUAACCACAGAUGAUUGCCUAUUUUUUAAUUCAAGUAUUGCUCAAUGCACACCUUGUAGGUUUGAUAUAGUUGUAAUAGUGUGACAGAAGUAAUUUACCAGAUAAAGUAUUUUUUAUUUAUUGAUAUCUAUUGCCAAUGCUGUAAAGAAACUACAAAUUGUGUAAAUAUUAUGGUGGAGUAACCUAUCCUUUUAGGUUAGGUAGAUAAAUUUGCGUAACACUUCAAUUUACGGGUUCCCUUCCGUAAAAGAACUGGUACAUUUGCUUCUA